AUGGAGUUCUGGUGCAGCUGCGCCAUCUUCACCCUCAUCAUCUCUCUGCUCAUCUCUGCGUUACUACUGCUACAUAUCCUCAAGCCCCCUAAACAAGCUAAAACUACUAGAGCCACUCUCCCUCCGGGACCCUCUGGUUUCCCCCUCAUCGGCAACCUCCUCCUCUUCCGCAAACCCUUCUCCGACCUCGAACCUAUCCUCCGCAACCUCCACGCCCGCCACGGCCCCCUCGUCACCCUCCGCCUGGGCUCCCGCCCCGCUAUCUUCGUCGCCGACCGCUCCCUCGCCCACCAUGCCCUCAUCCAACGCGGCGCAGCCUUCGCCGACCGCCCCCCCGCCCUCCUCACCGGCCGCAUCACCACCAGCAACCAGCGCACAGUCAUGUCCGCCUCCUACGGCCCCACCUGGCGUCGCCUCCGCCGCAACCUCACCUUUCACAUCCUCAACCCCACCCGCGUCAACUCGUAUGCGCAUGCACGCGCCCGCACUUUGCACACUCUCGUCGACCUCCUCUCAGCCGAGGCUCAGUCCGGACACCCCGUUCGAGUCCUAGACCACUUCCAGCACGCGAUGUUUAGUCUGCUGGUUUUCAUGUGUUUCGGGGACGAGGUCGACGACGAUAAGGUUCGAGGAAUCGAAGCUGUCCAGCGCAAACAGCUUGCGUCCUUCAACAGGUUCAAUGUGCUCAAUCUCUGGCCGAGGUUGGGGAAGGUUUUGUUCCGUAAACGUUGGAAGGAGUUCCUGCAGAUGAGGAAAGACCAAGAAGAUCUACUCAUCACUCUGAUAAGAGCCCGAACCGAUGGGAAAGCCAAAGAAGAAGUUGAGAAAGAGCGUGUGAUGUCCUACGUAAAUACAUUGAUAGGACUUGAACUCCCGGAGGAGAAGAGAGAGCUUAAUGAAGGAGAAAUGGUGAGUCUAUGCUCGGAGUUUCUAAACGCCGGUACGGACACAACGGCGACCACGCUGCAGUGGAUAAUGGCCAACCUGGUGAAAUACCCACAUGUGCAAGACAAGCUUUUCGCAGAGAUAAAUGGGGUUCUGCGGGGAGAAUUUAAAGAAUUGAAGGAGGAUGACUUGGACAAGCUGCCAUAUCUGAAAGCUGUGGUGUUGGAGGGGCUGAGAAGGCACCCUCCAACCCACUUCGUGGUGCCUCACGCCGCGGCGGAGGAAGGCAUUGAGCUGGGCAGCUAUGGGGUGCCCAAAAACGCGCUCGUAAACUUCAUGGCGGCGGAGAUGGGGUGGGAUCCGGAGGUGUGGGAGGACCCAAUGGAGUUCAGGCCGGAGAGAUUCUUGAAAAGCGACAAGAAUGGGGAAGUGGGUGAAGUAGGGUUUGAUUUGAAAGGGGUGAGGGAGAUCAAAAUGAUGCCGUUUGGGGCAGGGAGGAGGAUGUGUCCCGGGUAUGGGUUGGCCAUGCUCCAUUUGGAGUACUUCGUGGGAAAUUUGGUUUGGAAUUUUGAGUGGAAGGGUGAAGGGGUCGAUCUGUCGGAAAAGCAAGAAUUCACUUUUGUGAUGAAGUAUCCUCUUGGGGCCAUCUUAUCUCCAAGGUUGAAAUCGAAUUGA
Molecule: messenger RNA, 1560 nt
Organism: Malania oleifera
Lineage: Eukaryota; Viridiplantae; Streptophyta; Magnoliopsida; Santalales; Ximeniaceae
Product: cytochrome P450 89A2-like
Exons: 1
Coding region: 1-1560 (519 amino acids)
Cellular component (GO): membrane
Molecular function (GO): oxidoreductase activity, acting on paired donors, with incorporation or reduction of molecular oxygen, NAD(P)H as one donor, and incorporation of one atom of oxygen; heme binding; iron ion binding
Source: RefSeq, a predicted model, not a curated record